CAUCUUCUUCCUUGUAGAAACCAUCUCAGCUGUGAGUCGCUCUCUGAUCAGUUCCAGCAGUUUGCAGAGAGGCUGUUUAAGUGAACGCAAUGGGGAAAAUCGAGUGGGCGAUGUGGGCCAAUGAGCAGGCUCUGGCCUCAGGAUUCAUUCUACUCACUGGAGGCAUUGUAGGGGUGGCUGCACAGUUCAGAGGCUGGCAGUUUGCUGCUUAUGCCAUUGCUGCUGGGGUGUUUGUGUGUCUUCUGGAGUAUCCCAGAAGCAAGAGGGCCAAAGGCACAAGUGUGGAGAGAACGGGCCAGUACUGCUUCACCGUAUGUGUGAAAUCCUUUGGGCCAUUGACAAGGAACUACUAUGUCAGAGCAUUUCUACAUGCUGCAAUCUGUGUACCUGGAGGUUUUAUGCUUGCAACUGUCCUCGGAUGUGUCUGCCUCGGCAUUGCCAGCCUCAUCUACCUUGCGGCAGCUAUCCGAGGUGAACAGUGGGAGCCCAUUCUUCCAAGGAAGGAGGUGACCCGAAAGCCAGCCGACACCAUGAAGAAUCCUCCCCAGAAUCCACCACCAAGACCUCCUCCAGAGACGCGCAGGAAACGGGUGGACGACCUUGAGGGAGCAGCCUAUGACAACCCCAUCCCUGUUGGCGAGUAACUAACCAGUUCAUUGUCUUAUCCUCUGUAUGGAUAAAGUGAAUUUAACUUUUGAAACAAAACCUGCCACAGAAGAUAAAUGAUAAAGCUGUUAAGUGGCAACCAUUUACAGAAGUUUCUAAGUCAAAAGACUGUAGGUGAUGUAGGCAUUGUACUGCUGUUAUAAAAGUGCAAACCAAUAUCUGUUUUCUGUGCCAACCACCAGAAUAUAUAUAUUAAGUUAAGUUGCAUCCAUUGUGUUGCCAUGCAUAGAUCUUAUACUUACACUAUGUUAACUCGGUCAACUGAUCACAAUCUUGAAGGACAAUAUGACGAUGUUUGCAAGGAUUAAAUUGACAUAUUGUGUUUUGGCUGUAUCGGGCUGAUUAUAUUGAGCAUUUAUCAAUAUUUUGAUGUCUUGUAAAUAAAUGCCUUGUGCACCUUGACUCAU
Molecule: messenger RNA, 1073 nt
Organism: Anarrhichthys ocellatus (wolf-eel)
Lineage: Eukaryota; Metazoa; Chordata; Actinopteri; Perciformes; Anarhichadidae
Gene: cyba
Product: cytochrome b-245, alpha polypeptide
Exons: 6
Coding region: 90-644 (184 amino acids)
Molecular function (GO): heme binding
Source: RefSeq, a predicted model, not a curated record